UCGCAACCACGACAUGGCACGUACAAAGCAAACCGCUCGUAAAUCCACCGGAGGAAAGGCGCCUAGGAAGCAGCUGGCCACCAAGGCUGCUAGGAAAUCUGCUCCAUCUACAGGAGGUGUGAAGAAGCCUCACAGAUAUAGGCCCGGAACAGUCGCCCUUAGGGAAAUUAGAAGGUACCAGAAAUCCACCGAGCUUCUAAUUCGCAAGCUCCCCUUCCAACGUCUGGUUAGGGAGAUUGCCCAGGAUUUCAAGACCGACCUGAGGUUCCAGAGUGCCGCUAUCGGAGCUCUCCAGGAGGCUAGUGAGGCUUACUUGGUCGGGCUUUUCGAGGAUACUAACUUGUGCGCCAUCCACGCCAAGAGGGUUACCAUCAUGCCCAAGGACAUCCAACUCGCCAGAAGAAUCCGUGGAGAAAGAGCCUAAACUAUCAAAUUUAUCAAUUCUAACAAAACAACCGGCCCUUUUCAGGGCCACCAAUAAUACCAAUAAGAGAAUACUACACCAAAUUUAUUUCUAGAUACAAUCUGGCCAACAAAUAUACAAAGGCCAGAUGUAUAUCCAGUUUAAAAUAUGUCUGUUGGUUUAAAUAGUAAACCUGUGUAAAAUG
Messenger RNA from Eurytemora carolleeae, 608 nucleotides. Its product is annotated as histone H3.3. Gene Ontology annotation, cellular component: nucleosome. The transcript has a single exon. The record is from RefSeq and is a predicted model, not a curated record. Bases 14 to 424 code for a protein of 136 amino acids. Gene Ontology annotation, molecular function: structural constituent of chromatin; protein heterodimerization activity; DNA binding. Lineage: Eukaryota; Metazoa; Arthropoda; Copepoda; Calanoida; Temoridae.